AUGGAUAUACAUAGUGCAUUCAUCAAUGGUGACCUUACGGAAGAGGUCUAUAUGAAACAGCCUCCCAGGUAUCCCACUACAAAUCCAGACCUUGUUUGUUGGUUACACAAGUCACUUUAUGGGUUAAAACAAGUGUCUCGUCAGUGGAAUGCAAAAUUUAGCUCGGUUCUUCUUGCUUUUGGCUUUCGUCAAUCCAAAUGUGAUUAUUCUCUCUUCACUUUGCGCAAAUGUCUAGAUUUCAUUGUUCUUUUGCUUUACGUGGAUGACAUGGUGAUUGGACGAACAUGUGAAGCACUUAUUACUUCUGUUAAGCUUUAUCUUCAUGAGUGUUUCAAUAUCAAGGAUUUGGGUGCUAUGAAAUACUUUCUUGGGCUUGAAAUUUGUAGUUCUUCUUCUGGUUUAAUCCUCAAUCAACGAAAGUAUACGCUGGAUCUUUUGCAUGAUGCUGGUUUCUUGAAUGCCAAGCCUCUCACUUCCCCAACAGAAUUGAAUACUCAUAUUUCUAUACACUCGGGCACCAGUCUUGAUGAUCCUUCUUGUUAUCAUCAGUUGAUUGGUCGUCUUAUGUAUCUCACUUUGACACGUCUUAACAUCAACUACAUCGUCAAUAAUUUGAGUCAAUUUUUGCAGCAACCUUCUGAUAAACAUCUCCAGGCUGCUCACUGUGUCCUCCGCUAUGUCCUCCGCUAUUUGAAAGGUUCCCCUAGACAAGGCUUGUUCUUUCUUUUCACACAUUCUUUUGAGCUUCAUGCUUUUUGCAAUUCUGAUUGGGGGGGUUAUCUCGAUUCUCAUAGAUUUGUUAGUGGCUUUUGUAUCAUAUUAGGUGGCUCUCUUGUGUCAUGGAAGUCCAAGAAACAACACAUUGUUUCUCUUUCUUCUGCGGAGGUCGAGUAUCGUGCCAUGCCAAACACUUACAAUGAACUAGUUUGGCUCUCUACUUUACUUACGGACUUCUAUGUUCCUCAUUCCCGGCCCAUUCCUUUGCAUUGCGACAGCAAGGUUGCUAUUCACAUUGGGAACAAUCUCAUAUUUCAUGAACAUACUAAGCAUAUCGAAAUGGAUUGUCAUGUUGUUCAUGAGAAGGUUCACUUUGGUUUCCUACAACUCCUGCACAUCUCCUCAACUGAACAACCUAGUGACUUACUCACCAAACCGAUCAUUGUGAAUCAAAUUCAGUAUUUACUUUGCAAGCUGAACGUUCUUGAUGCUCACCGUUCACCUUGUGGGGGGUGUUGA
Molecule: messenger RNA, 1236 nt
Organism: Tripterygium wilfordii
Lineage: Eukaryota; Viridiplantae; Streptophyta; Magnoliopsida; Celastrales; Celastraceae
Exons: 1
Coding region: 1-1236 (411 amino acids)
Source: RefSeq, a predicted model, not a curated record